CUUGCGGGCGUCCGGCUGGAGCCGCAGGCUCGGGUGCUCGCGCAGGAAGGCCCGCACAUCGGCCGGCAACUCGCUCAUGGCCGAGACGCCCGUGCAGCAGCCCGGCGGAAGCCGCUCGCAGAACGUGGAGCCGGGGGCGGGGCUCUGGGCGGGACUCGGCGGCGCCCCGGAUGCAGAUGCCUCCUGCGUCCCGGAAGCGCCCACGGGGCCGGGUGCGAUGGCGGCGGUGGCUGCAUUGCAGCUGGGGCUGCGGGCGGCGGGGCUGGGACGAGCUCCGGCCAGCGCCGCCUGGAGGAGCGUCCUCGGGGUCUCCCCGCGCCCAGGAGUGGCCUGGAGGCCAAGCAGAUGUGGCAGUUCUGCAGCAGAAGCAUCUGCCACAAAAGCAGAAGGUGACUCCUUUCUUCAGUGGGUCCUGCUCCUCAUUCCUGUGACUGCCUUUGGCUUGGGGACAUGGCAGGUCCAGCGUCGGAAGUGGAAGCUGAACCUGAUUGCAGAGUUGGAGUCCAGAGUUCUGGCUGAGCCUGUCCCUCUGCCAGCAGACCCAAUGGAACUGAAAAAUCUGGAGUAUAGGCCAGUGAAAGUCAGGGGGUGCUUUGACCACUCCAAGGAGCUGUAUAUGAUGCCCCGGACCAUGGUGGACCCUGUCCGGGAGGCCCGGGAGGCCGGCCUCAUCUCUUCCUCAACUCAGAGUGGGGCCUAUGUGGUCACUCCCUUCCACUGCACCGACCUGGGAAUCACCAUCCUGGUAAAUAGAGGGUUCGUUCCCAGGAAGAAAGUGAAUCCUGAAACCCGGCAGAAAGGCCAGAUUGAGGGAGAAGUGGAACUCAUUGGGAUGGUGAGGCUAACAGAAACCAGGCAGCCUUUUGUCCCCGAGAACAAUCCAGAAAGGAACCACUGGCAUUAUCGAGACCUGGAAGCUAUGGCCAGAAUCACAGGCGCAGAGCCCAUCUUCAUUGAUGCCAACUUCCAGAGCACAGUCCCUGGAGGACCCAUUGGAGGGCAAACCAGAGUUACUGUGAGGAACGAGCAUCUGCAGUACAUCGUGACCUGGUAUGGACUCUGUGCAGCUACAUCGUAUCUGUGGUUUAAGAAAUUCCUACGUGGGACACCUGGUGUGUGACACAUCAGCUGCUAAAGCCCUGUCCCUGAAUAAUGAAGUAUUUCAAAAGACUGCCUUUAUGCUGGAUCAUGUGCUAUUGGUAUAAAGUUCUGGCCUUCUACCUUAAA
Molecule: messenger RNA, 1227 nt
Organism: Nomascus leucogenys (northern white-cheeked gibbon)
Lineage: Eukaryota; Metazoa; Chordata; Mammalia; Primates; Hylobatidae
Source: RefSeq, a predicted model, not a curated record